Messenger RNA from Anopheles moucheti, 4577 nucleotides. It is a transcript of the gene Pal2, whose product is annotated as peptidyl-alpha-hydroxyglycine alpha-amidating lyase 2. The record is from RefSeq and is a predicted model, not a curated record. Bases 398 to 1597 code for a protein of 399 amino acids. The transcript has 4 exons. NCBI's taxonomy places the organism in Eukaryota, Metazoa, Arthropoda, Insecta, Diptera, Culicidae. Gene Ontology annotation, biological process: peptide metabolic process. Gene Ontology annotation, cellular component: extracellular region; membrane. Gene Ontology annotation, molecular function: catalytic activity; protein binding.
CAGGUUGGUUGGUCUGGUCCGGUGGGAAUCGGUUUCGGAAGAUCGCGCCAAAGGUGCGCCUUUCCUGCACGAACAUCACACUUGCUUUCGGGCAAGAAUUCUCCAGUGUCUGUGUGUGGUUAGGAAAAAGGCCGAGUCGUGUGAACACAAGUGAACAACAGCACCAUGGACCAACGCCAUGGUCUGGUGCCGGAAAUGGACUGAUUUCGUUGUAAUUUCGGUCCAUUCCAUCCAUUUCCGUGUCGUCGGUCGGUUGCGGUAAAGGCAAAAUCGAAUCGACGGACAACGCACAACAUCCUUCAUCCGUUUCGCCAGCCAACACCAGUUGGCUUUACGCGGCGCUCUUGUAAACCUAGCGCCUUCCACAUCCAACUGGCCAAAGCUUCUGCUUCCGACCAUGCCAGCAAUGAUGGGCAAACGUGCGGAAGCGAUGGACCAACUGCUGCCGGUGGCGAUACUGCUGGUCGUGAUACUGACGGUGGUCGGCGGUGCCAGCUCCUAUACCGUUCCACGCGAUUCCGACAUCCUGCUGGCGGAUGGGUUCUUCAAGCGUAUGCGGGACCUGUUUGCUGAGCGAGCGUACGAGGAUGCGCUCGGUACCGGCGGUUCCGAGAUGGCAGACGAAGCGCCUCCCUUGCCACCGGUCGACACCUCUCAUCUGGACAGUCCACCAAAACCGAAGCUGGUAGAGGAUUGGCCAAAGGUGAAACACUCGUUCGGUCAGGUGACGGCCGUCACAAUCGAUCUGCAAGGCAAUCCGGUCAUUUUCCACCGGGGUAGCCGAACAUGGACCAUGGAGAGCUUCAACGAUAGCCAUCACUAUCAACACAUCGCGGAAGGACCGAUACCGGAAAAUACGAUCGCAACGCUAGCGGCAUCGGACGGUGCCGUACUGGAGGAACGUGGGGCCGGCAUUUUCUACAUGCCGCACGGACUAACAAUCGAUCGUAACGGGAACAUGUGGCUGACCGAUGUGGCACUGCAUCAGGUGUUUAAGUUUAUGCCCGGUCGGGACUAUCCCGCCAUUACGCUCGGCCAUCGUUUCGAGCCCGGCGCGUCCAAGAGCCAUCUUUGCAAGCCGACCGCGGUCGCCAUCGCCAGUACGGGUGAAAUUUUCGUUGCCGACGGGUACUGCAACAGUCGGCUGCUAAAGUUCAAUGCUGCCGGACGCUUGAUCCGUACCAUCCCGCAACCGCCCGAGUUCCUGUCCCUGCAGACCCCGCACGGUUUGACGCUGCUCGAACACCUGGACAUGGUGUGUGUGGCCGAUCGGGAGAAUAUGCGUGUCGUUUGUCCACGAGCCGGCCUGCAGACAUCGUAUGGCGAAGGGACACAGGCAGCCACCAUCCAGGAGCCGGAUCUUGGGCGUGUUUUCGAUGUGGCCGCCUACGGUGAUUUGGUGUACGCGGUUAAUGGACCGACCUCGCCCAUGAUUCCGGUGCGCGGCUUCACGAUCGAUCCACGCUCGGAAACCAUCAUCGAUCACUGGGGCAAGUUCGAGAAUCCCCACUCGAUCACCUUCUGCCCGAACGGAUCGGCCAUGUACGUGACGGAGAUUGGACCGAACCGUGUGUGGAAGUUUACCCUCACGAUGUAAGCAUGAACCAUGGUCGUGGCCCCACGAUAACCACACAUCCCACCAUCCGGUCCCGUGCGUUUCUUUCCUGGGUGGAACCCGCUCCAGGGUGCAGCGCGUACAACAUCUGCCGCUCCACGGUGACCACGAAUUAGCCCUCGAACAUGCGGCCGCAUUGCCGUCGCAUGCCAACAACAUCCACAACAACACAACCGAAACCAUUGGUGGCGGACACCAAACACGAAAGGAACUCACGCGGCACGGAUUCGUUUUCGAGCGGGGUGGAUUGGCAUGUGGUUUUUUUUGUGGUUCUAUGUACGUGAGCUGGUGAUACAACCCAAUGCCUGAGCCGUUUUUACAACAGCAAGGAAAAAAUGCCUCCCACAACCGUACCCAACGCUUACCUAUUCCAGCCGGGAAGCGUUGGUACGGUUAUGGAAAGAUGCCUUUGCUUGGGACAAUUCUCCUCAUGCCACACGAACAAUUAAGUUUUCCUUUAGCAGUUGUAACCGAGGAGCCGUAAUGUAAAACAUCCAGCAACUUAUUGUUUUCAUCCAAGUGCAACGAUUCAACAAGAAAACAGAUUGCUGCAGGUAAACGAGACAGUAAAUUGAAGUGAAGAAAGUUUAUCUAACUAGCAGCAGCAAAUCUAUACAUACCUAUAUACAUAAAUAUACAAUACAUAUUCAUAUACAUAGAUGCACACCAGCUCACCCUAUCGGUGCCCGGAACCCCUAUCGGGACGUAAAAGUCAAACGGUUUGUAGGAAGCCCAAGGCUCACAGGUGGCAAAGAUACUUAAUCGAGUAGUGAUUUAUAUACAUAGCCUCACAACACACAGCAGCCACGUAUGCAAUUAUAUAUAUAUAUUUAUAUUUAUACGGAACACAUAGGACCAGCAGGGCUGAUGAGAGGAUGCUGCUGAAGGUGUGCAUUCCACCGUGAUGAUUGAUUGGUAAUAAGAUUGAAAGAGAGAGGGACAAACAGUACACGAAGAACAAUAUUGAACAAACCACACUCUGCAUUGCUAAUCUUGUUUUCCAGCCAACAGCUGGAAAAUUCUGUUUCCAUUUUGAAGAAAAAAGAAACAAUAUACAAACACCUACAAAACAAAGCGUUGCAACACUAAUGGUAGGCCAAAAGUACACUAAUUUUUAUGGCGAUAACAGUGAGAAAAACAGAAGUUUAAACAAAUAUUUCUAUCUUCCGUUGGUAAAACUAUGCAAAGCGCACGACACACAAUACAAUACAAAACAAAACAAACUGCAGCAGUAGGAGGCUUACGUUAAUUAACCAUAGAAGGAGCACAACGCAUCAUCGCAAUGGAAACAUUUAUACUACCUUCACAAUGGAGUUCACACACAACACGGAACCAACAAACCGAUGGUAAUCGCAAUUUAUCGCAAAAGUUCUACACCAAUUACAAAUAACAAUUUUGUGCUAGCGAGAAAGCCCCAGUAGAGUAACGUUCUUGGCGUAGUAAUGUUAGCGAACUGCAAACCGCUGGACACAUUUAUAUAGUGCAACUAAAUGCAAAACAGUGAAGAAAUGGACAGUGUGUGAGUGGUGCUGUGGUGCAAACAACUAAACCCCACAUAGAGCAGCGGCAAUACUCUACUUGCAUGCAUUGCACCGCUACAGCACCGCCCCGAGGAGGAUGGCGCAAAUCUUUCUAAGGUAAAAACACAUAUUUUUAUACGACGAUAGUGGUAAUAUUACAUGAAUUAAUAAGUAGUUUAUUAAUUCCAUAAGAAAUGCAAUGAAACCGAGGCAAAGUAUCAAAUACACACACACUCAGACACAGACUUGCAUCCGGACGGCACGAACAUCGGUGCCAGGAAGUUGGCAUACUAUAACUAUUCAUCAAACAAUGCGGGGAAAACCCGGCCCCCAAAAUGUAUAACAUAUUCCAAUUCGCGCGGAAUAGCCUAGAGUCAUCGCGUUUGAUUACAUUUGUUGGAGGAUAUGGGACAAACGCUCUAGGGCAGAUCCUUUCAAUAUAUGCUUCCUGUCUUAGUAGAAUUCUUUGAGGAUCCUUUCCGAGCGAUGAGGAAGUUAAUCUGAUCUCAUGAUGAUCUGUUAUUUUAUGUACUAUGAAAUGGUUCAUGUUAACAACACUAGAGUUUAUUUUCUUGUUUUCGACUCUUGCGAUAUAACUUCUAGUAACUACCGUUUAUAAGGAAGCAAAAAGUGAACAAAAUCUGUUGAGAGAUCGCUAAAGCGGUUGCAUACCAAUAUAUAAGCUGGGACAUACCUUAAAAUUAUGGUUUCUGUAUUUCAACGGGACCGCAGCAUCAAAAGCGUUUCACAGUGAGAUGAUUACGGAGGAUUUACUAAAAAGAAAAAUACCAGAAGCAGUUAAAGCGUAACCGAAUUUGAAUUUAUAUAUAAUCUAUAGUGCGGAAUUGUAUGCCACUACCACCAAUAAUUGCAUGUUAAGCCAUUAUUAUGAUAUAUACGUAUUAUACAUACGACAGAGAUAAAUUAUAUUACACACAUACUAUUCGUACAAUAAACUUAUAAACCAUAUAUACGGCAGACACAUACACAAUACACAUAUAUGACACACGAAAGGCUAAACAAGCAACAAAAAACACACUAUGAAGCUACUGUUAGGAAAUUUUAUAGCAAACUUAACAAAACAACAAAAUCACGUACACAUACAACUGGAUCAGUAUAAGAGCAAGUGCAACUAUUAUCCUUAACACUACUACUAAUACUACUAAUGACUACCACCCUAGUUGGGAACGGUUGUUGAGUAAGAAAUGUGUCCAUUUCCUUUGCGUAACACCGAUCUAGAAGCAUAAUCCAACCAAAAGGGUACCACCAGUUAUUGGGGGAGCAUGGCUUGAUCACAUUGCAGCAUUAUGUUGGUAGAAUUGUGAAUGAUUACAUUGCAAGAAGUCGUAGAGAACCCUAACCUGCUCACAUACCACUACUACACACUACACAACUACAAGAGAAGCAAAUAUGUUGAAUAAAAAAUUAUCAUUUAUUUUUCA